Messenger RNA from Coniophora puteana RWD-64-598 SS2, 1443 nucleotides. RefSeq names its product WD40 repeat-like protein. Gene Ontology annotation, molecular function: protein binding. The coding region runs from base 1 to 1443 and encodes 480 amino acids. The transcript has 2 exons. NCBI's taxonomy places the organism in Eukaryota, Fungi, Basidiomycota, Agaricomycetes, Boletales, Coniophoraceae. The record is from RefSeq and is a predicted model, not a curated record.
AUGGACAACGACACAUUCGAGCCAUUCACAGGACACACCGACGAUAUUAGUGCACUUGCGUACUCGCCCGACGGGAAGUGUGUAGCGACAGGUUCCUUGGACUCCACGAUCCGUACAUGGGAAGCUAUGACAGGCCGUCAAUUGGGGAAGCCUCUGGAAGGGCAUACUAGCUCUGUCCAAGCCGUUGCUUAUUCUCCUGAUGGACGGCAUCUCGUGAGCGGUUCCAUCGACAAGACUCUUCGAAUCUGGGAUACCAACACGCACGAGACGGUCAUGGCGCCGCUUGAGGGACAUAUAAUCACCCCUUGCGCCCUUCAGUAUUCUCCUGACGGCAACUUCAUUGCAUGUGGAGAUCAGGGUUUUACUCUGAAUCUCUGGGACGCAAAUACUGGCAAAUGCAUUGCAUCUAUAGAACAGCUUGAUUCCGUCAACUCCGUCUCGUUCUCCCCAGUUGGCAUACAUAUUUCAAUUGGAUGCGAAGACUCUCUCAUCCGCGUCUACGACGUUAAACAACAUCAACUCGCUUUUGAGCCCAUCGUCGGUCAUCGGGCCAGCGUUGAGAGUGUCCAGUAUUCACCCGACGGCCGUCUCAUAGCCAGUGCUUCAAAGGAUCACACAGUUCGUAUCUGGGACGCGCUCACAGGCACGGCAAAAUGUGGUCCACUUGAAGGUCACAAAAGCUAUGUCAAUGGCGUUUCAUUCUCUCGCGACGGACUGCGUCUCGUUAGCUGCUCGCAAGACGGGUCGGUCCGUGUCUGGGAGAUAAAUGAAAAAGACAUGGCUUCAAAACCUCUCUAUGGACACAAGCAUGAUAUCUCCGGGGUUUUUUGCUCGCCAUUAGGCGAGCACUUUGCUUCCGGAUGCCGAGAUCACACCAUACACAUAUGGGAAGUCCGCUCUGGAUCGUGUCUGCACAUCAUUGAAGGCCACAUCGAGACGGUUUACUCCCUUAGUGUCUCGGCCGACGGCUCCCUGCUAGCGAGCGGGUCCAACGACAAGUCCAUCCGUAUAUGGGACCUUCAGUCGUAUGCAGCAGUGGCAGAGCCAUUGCAUUUCGGAGGUCGAAUUGCGUCGGUUUGCUUUUCGCCUGACGGAGCACAGUUGUUGGGCGGGUCACACAUUGUCAAAGGGGAAGAUAAUGCGGUCAAUCUUUGGGACCUAUCACGCAGGGAGCCAUCCUUUGGUUUACAUAAAGGCAGCCAGGUCAACUGCGUGCACUUCUCUAGCGACGGAACCAAGUUCCUGAGCGCAGUAGAGGCCACUUUGGAAGUAUGGGAUGCCAAUACCAGGGGACUCUCUCAGUGUCUACAGCACGACGGAAGCGUUAAAACUGCAGCUUUCUCUCCCGAUGGCACGCAGAUUGUGAGCGGCACAGACAAAGGAGAUAUCAGACUGUGGGACGUCGAGACAGGGAGACUUCUUCUUCCCAAGGUAGAGUCUUAG